Molecule: messenger RNA, 2794 nt
Organism: Pyrus x bretschneideri (Chinese white pear)
Lineage: Eukaryota; Viridiplantae; Streptophyta; Magnoliopsida; Rosales; Rosaceae
Exons: 6
Coding region: 1632-2288 (218 amino acids)
Biological process (GO): chromatin remodeling
Source: RefSeq, a predicted model, not a curated record
UGAUCUUACGGGAAUGCAGCUGAGCGGUAACAAAGUCAGAAACUUGGAGUUCUUGAUGGCAGAUGCGGUGGAGAAGGGUGCGGACUGUGUCGUGACGAUAGGCAGCAUCCAAAGCAACCACUGUCGUGCAACUGCAGUGGCUGCAGUUGCAUGGCAUCUUAACGUUACCUUGGUCUUCACCUUCACGUGGAUGGUGCCUUGCAGUAGCAGACAAAGGUCUUUGUUUCCAAUGCUUCCAAAUUCCAAAGCUGCAUGAAAAUAUUUCCAAAGCUGCAGCUCUUUCUCAGAUUGUUUUAGACUUUCAGUCUCAUCAGAUUCACAGAAAUGGAAGUGGCAGUCAACACCAAGAACAGCUCCGAUACGGCAGCGAAGGCGGUGGCGAUGGACUUCCUGACGAAAAAGGCCUACACUCCUCCUCCGUGGGCAUCGCAUAUCGACUCCAUCCGUUUCCACACCUUCUCUCUCGGACAAGUAAAACCCAUUUCACUUCUUCCUCUUUGCCUCGUAUAUAUUUCUAUAUAUAUACGAUUACAGAUUGCUGUUUAUUUAUGUAAUUUUCCUGACUAGAAAUUGACAGUUGCUUAAUUAGUGUUUGUUAAUUGUUAUCAAUAAUCACUUGUCAGUUUCCAACUCCAAUUCAUAAAUGGGAUCUUCCCAAUUUGCCACCCAACACCGAGGUCUGGUUAAAGCCUUAAAGGUAUCUGCUUUUGGUUUUUCCUCAUUGGUAUUUGAUUUCCUACAGAAACUUCCCGUUUGGGUUUUUCCCGGUUGAAUAGACUUGAGUUGCUAAAAGUGUUUUCUGACACCCAAAAAACGCUUCUAACUAGGUUUGGCAUACAAACUUUAUUUUAAGAUCCUCCUAAUUAAAGAUGGAGAUUUCGAAUGCGAAUGAGUGAAUAGGCUGCCCUUUGUAAAUUUUAUUUAUAAAUUGAUUAUACCUAGCAUUAGCCUUUAGAUUAUGAAAUUUAUACAGUUAAGGGAUGGACAUAUUUCUCCUUGUACUACUUAUUUUUCUUCAAAUGCCAAUUAGUAUGCCGCAUUUGAAUAAAUUGACUAAAUUCCCUUUAAAUAAAUAGUUAUUUUUUGGUAAAAAAAACUUAUUAAUUGAUUUGCUUCUAAAACUGUCAUUUAGUCUUAUUUUACUCGAUAAAAUUAAUUUUGUCUCGCUUUGCUCUUUGAAAUUGUUAUUUUUGUCUUAUUUAGUCUCAAUUGACCAAUUUUCUUUUAUUUUAUCAAAUAAAAAUUAAAUUAAAAGGUAAUUAAGAAAUUUUAUUUUUAACACAAUUCUUUACCACCAACUUGCAUACUAAAGCAAUUCCAAUUUCAAUCUAAUUUAAAUCUCCGUGUGUCUAUCUUUCGGGUUGGUGUGUAGCUGUAGCUGCCACACUCUUUUUAAAAGUGAAAAUUUCAAAUAGUAAUAACAUUGGCGGGAGGUUUUUUUUGGAGCCAAAUUGAAAUAUUUCGUUAGUGGGUCGGGCCCACAAUUUCAAAAAUGAGUUAAUAUUUGCUGCAGUUCGCUGCCCGCCUGAUAUCAAAGCGAGGAGCCACAUUUUCCUUUCCAAAUAUUACCCAAGAAACCAAGAAAAAACGAAGAGCCGCUGUGGAUCCAUAUCUGAAAGGUGGAACUAGCAAUGGUACUUAAGAGCACUAUCCCGGGUUCAGUUGAAGCGGGCAAAAACGACCUUUGCAUCCCUAUACUUCAAAGUUACGAGAUCAAGAAUGUUCCCCUUAGAAAAACUCGUUCCCCUCAAGUUUUGGGAAUUGACAUCGGCCUCGGUGGAGAUGUUCAGUCGUGUAAGCGUUGUCGUCGUUCUGAAAGUAUAUCAAAUAUGCUAAUUUGUGAUCGCUGCGAAGAAGCGUUUCAUGUAAAAUGCUGCAAGCCCCGAGUGGUUUUUCCAGUUGACGACUGGUUUUGCGGUUCCUGUUCCAAAAUUUUGUCCGAAAAGUUGCAGAACGAUUCUUUCCUGAAAUCUCCUAGUAGCAUGGGUUUGAGGUUUGGCUUAACGUGUAAAUUUGAGCUGGGUCCAAUAGCAGUUAUGUUGAAGUACCCCGAGCCAUUUGCGUCUAAAGUUCGGAUUGGUGAAGCCUAUCAAGCAGAAGUUCCUGACUGGUGUGAUCAAAUUCCUAAGACUCCACUGUCUGAAGUUGAAACUGAUGACGGGGAUUGUUCUCUUGCUGUUGUUUUGGACCCAUCUCAUUCUGAUUGUGCUGAUCCUCCUCCUCUGAUGGGAUCAGAAAAUGGCAUUGCUUCUAGAAAGAGAAAACUAGAAAUGGUGGAAAGCCCCUAAAACUAGAAGUCAGUUUUUGACACACUACCCAUAUACCGAUCAGACGUUAAAGGAAGAAACUAGAAAGUUUAUGUAUCUGUAUGCGUACAUGCCUCCAAACUGCAAAGUCCAAAUUACGAAUACAAAGUGGUGGUAAGUAAUUUUAUGUGAGAUCACAGGUGAAAACCUUGUACUUUAGUUUUUAAGCCAUAGGAAUUAGAACAGCACAAUGUCUUUUAGUACUCUUAGUACUCUAAGUCAGCAAAUAGUAAUCAUUCCUCCCAUUUUUUAUUUCUCCUUUGAAAUUUGUUUCAAUUUUUGGUUGGUGGUAAUGCGUCACAGGGUUACAGAUGAGGCAAAAGUUUGUGUGUAUUCAAAGCUAUGAUAAUGUGAUAGAGAGAGAGAGAGAGAGAUAAUUAAGGAAUACACUUUUCGUUACACGAUAGAGUGCUAUGUGGAAAUUUUGCUCAUCUAUAAUUAUGAUAUUUGAAAAUUUGAUUGAUGGAUUGGUUUGGCACUACCUUUUG